Ceutorhynchus assimilis (cabbage seed weevil) is the source of this 1193-nucleotide messenger RNA. The record is from the annotation of a GenBank genome assembly. NCBI's taxonomy places the organism in Eukaryota, Metazoa, Arthropoda, Insecta, Coleoptera, Curculionidae.
CGUUUUUCGAAUUUGAAGUAGGAAAUAUUGUGUUUCAACAAAAGUGAAAAGUAAUUUAUUGUAGGUGACUGUGUUGCAUUGCUUAGUAUACCUAAUCAUUCGAAACAUUAGAAUUGUUUCACCAUGCCAAAAGUACUCCUGGAAUUAAACAAAUCUGUGGUUUAUAAGCAAAUAGAAAAAGAACUAGGAAAAACGCGAGACGAGAUAGAAAGCGAUGUUAACAUUAUUCAAGAAUGGUUGGAUACACAACCUCAUCUACCCGAAAAACCAAGUGCGGAAUUGAUACAAUCAUUUUUAUUAUUCAACAAGUUUAGUAUUGAGAGAGCUAAACAAAAAUUGGAUAUGUAUUACACCAUAAGAGGGCAUCUUCCAGAAAUGUUUUCCAAGCAUCCUUGUUCUCUUGAUAUGGAAAAGCAAGCUAGGAUCUCAUAUGUGAUACCUCUACCAAAAUUUUCACAAGAUUGCAGAAGAGUAAUAUAUUCUAAAUUCUCGGAGGAGCUCAAUGCAGAAAAUAUACAUUUUGAUAGAUUUGUUUGUCAUAUCUUCAAUGUUUUUGAAAUAAUGCUGCGAGAAGAUUUAUUUUUAGGUGCCCAUUUCAUAUUCGACUGCAAUAAUUUCAAAUUAGCCUUCAUGACCAGGAUGAAUCCUAUGGUUAUCAAAAAGGCUUCGGUUGUUAUGGAGAAAGUAUUUUCUAAUAGAGUAACGUCCAUCAACAUCGUAAACUAUCGCUCAUCUUUUGAAACGAUGUUAAAUCUAAUGAUGAACCUCCUGCCUGAGAAAGUUCGAUCUAGGAUACAAGUCCACAAAGACAGUGAAGCUUUGUUCAAAGUAUUUCCCAAAGAAAUUUUGCCCAAAGAUGUUGGUGGAGACGAAGAUUCGCUUGGCGAGUUAACGGAGCUUUGGAUUCAAAAACUUAAAGAAAAUAAGGACCUCUUUGAUCAACUGGGAACUAUGCGUGUAGAUGAAUCCAAACGACCCACAAAAUUGGUGAACGAUGAUGUCCUUGGAUUUUAUGGAAACUUUAAGAAACUUGAUGUAGACUAGCCAAUUAUCUGUGAUUUUAAUUGAUUGAUUGAUUUGAUUUAAAAAGAAGAUGGAACUGAACUUUAGUUAUGUUUAGUAUCUCGCAUUUUCGCGAAAAGUGUCCACUUUUGCAUUGAAUUUAUAAUUUUUGAUUUAAAUAAAAGGAAAAU